CUGUGUUACCGUCAGGCCGGUUGUAGGUAGGCGAGGCAUGGUCGAUUAAUUCGGCAUUCACAAAGGUUGGCUCGACGCUGAAAGAGACAACAGGGAUAUUACUGUGAUUUGGAAAGAGGUAGCAUCACAACUGCUUGUUACCGAAGGCCAUGACAGAAGAGAACUAGAGACCAGAACGAAUCGAUGACACGGGCGUAGAAAGGUAUGGAGGCACUCUGCAAGAGGACUUUGGCAUGGGGGUAGACUCCACUAAAGAGAAGAGCAGCUGCGAAUAGUCUGAAAAGCACAAUGCAAGCGACAUACAUCACUUGAGCUCUAGUAUUCCUCAAAAUCGCAGAGAUUCUAUUAUAACUAAAAAAUUCUAACAGAAGACGCAAAAGUUCUUGAAUCAAGAUGGCAAAGAAGUCGACACAACUGGACAAGACCAUCUGCAAGUUCAACAGCAUCUAUGCAGAAAGGAGGCUGAAGAAACAGAUAGAUCUUAUCGAGAAGGACCGUAAGCAAGUCCUUCUCAAGAUCGAGCGGGAACAGAUUGUUCUGAAGAAGGAGCUGAAAGACCAGCGGAGACAGAAGAUGUCCAGGGUAUUUCCGGAGCCUCCAGAUGGAGUGGAGGAUGACGAAACUCCGGGCAGAAAGAAAGCAUCCAAACAUAAGAACAAACCGAAGAGAAAAGUGACAAUCGGAGACGACGUCCAUGAAAUUGACGAGGAACUGAAUGGAGUUUUGAACGGCAAUGGAUUAUUAACCGCUCCUGGUAUAAACAGGGGAUCUCGGAGACACUUAGCCAACGAUUCGGACGACGAGUCAAGUCAUGAUUCAGACGACUCAGAUGGAGAGGUAAGAAAAACGCAGUCGAGAAUCAGAUUUGUGGACAUCCCAACGGCGACUACAGACAGCGCGAAUGGGUCGGAGAUGGACAGCCCGUACACAUCGGGCGGGUACGGGAACUGGGCGGACAAGGUGGCCCAUAUGAACCGCUCCAACAGCGUGCAGCUACCCGCCGCGCCCAGGCACACGCAGUUUUCGGGACGCCCCACGACAUCGUCAGGGGCUGUCAGUACGGGAACCACGAGAAGCACCAGUAAUCUCACCUCGAGAAGUUUACAGACUCCGCUGGGCAGAUCCACACCCAUGGGGACUAGGGGUGCUGCCGCCGGCAACAGGCGACCGGUCACGGCGGGGAACGGGCCGCUUUACGGGAACUCGAAGCCGCCAAGAUAUUCAAUCAUCAAGAAACAGAUAGAAGAGGAGGAACAUGAAACUGUGAUGCGCAUGCGUAAAAUCUACCAGCAGAGGGAGAAUGAAGAGGUGGACAACAAGGUGCUGUGUUUCCUGGGUAAGGGGGUGAGGAAAGUGAGCAUGCCGCCCAUCACCACGGCGGAGGAGGCUGAGAUCCUGGAGAAGAUCGGCUCGCUGGUCCAGCAGGUGGACAGGCGGAGGAAACUGAGCAUCAUGCCGCCUAGCGAGGGAGGGGAGGACUGCAACAGGAAGUCAUCCACAACCAGCAACAAGAGCUGAUAGAUAUACAUGUAGGGCCAUGUUGAUUUGAUUAUAUGGAUGACAUCCUCUGGGAACUGAUGCGAGCGUGCAAAUAAAAAGAGUUGCUUUCUUUAUAAAAUCUAAGAGGUCAGGAAGGUUGAACAAAUUAUUGAAUUCACAGAAUAUAGUAUAUCAAAGACAUAUCUUCUUUGAUUUGACCUUGGAAUAUUCUAUGACAUUAGCAUACGUUUUCUGAUAUUGUUUUUUGCAAUCCAC
Branchiostoma floridae (Florida lancelet) is the source of this 1755-nucleotide messenger RNA. RefSeq lists its product as uncharacterized. The record is from RefSeq and is a predicted model, not a curated record. Bases 394 to 1518 code for a protein of 374 amino acids. The transcript is spliced from 4 exons. Lineage: Eukaryota; Metazoa; Chordata; Leptocardii; Amphioxiformes; Branchiostomatidae.